This is a messenger RNA of Eremothecium cymbalariae DBVPG#7215, 2367 nucleotides long. RefSeq names its product protein phosphatase regulator GIP4 (gene GIP4). The record is from RefSeq and is a predicted model, not a curated record. Bases 1 to 2367 code for a protein of 788 amino acids. The transcript has a single exon. NCBI's taxonomy places the organism in Eukaryota, Fungi, Ascomycota, Saccharomycetes, Saccharomycetales, Saccharomycetaceae. Gene Ontology annotation, molecular function: protein phosphatase regulator activity; protein phosphatase 1 binding. Gene Ontology annotation, cellular component: cytoplasm.
AUGUUUGCCAAGGCAGCUGCAUCGGCAACAGGUCCUUACCUUAAGGGAAUGUUAGCGUUGGAUUCUUUUGAUACGAGGUUUAUUCUGUAUGAAAAUGCAUUAAUAAGAUUGAGAGAUUUAAUACGUGUUUUGAAACAGUUAGAAAUUUCUGCAGCAAAGUCUACACCAAACAGGACGGUUACUCCCAUGAUGAACUAUGUACUAGCGUUAUGCCGUGGCCCUUUGUUUAACGUGUCACCAGUUUUAAAGAGACGGUUGGAAUUGCUAUUGGAGUUCAAGUUGGUUCGUCUAUCUGAGGUAAACCCUGUACCUAACACGGUUCCUGUUGAUUUAGAGCUGACAUGGCCGGAGAUUGAUACUGAUUUGAAAGAUUUUAAGAAUAAGGUUUACGACUGUCAUUUACAGUCAAAAAUUUUGAACUGUUUAUUGAAGGUUACACAGAACAGCAUCAAUAUUUAUAGUAAGAAAUACAAACAUAUAUUAAUGGAACGUAAUGCAACCAAACCUCCCGAGCCCAAUGAAAACCUAAUCGAACUAAACAUGGAAUCAAUUAAGGAGUUCAUGUAUCCGGUUGAAACUACCUUAGGAUUGGAAUUUGCUAUUUUAAUGACCAAUCCAGAGGUAGACACUAGUGAUCGGUCAUUUCAGAAGUUAACAAUCCAGGUAUUAGAAAAGUUUAAGGACUUUGUUGAUAGCAAAAUGUUUCCUGCGAUUAGAAAUUAUGCUCAAGAAUUGCAGCGUUUUACCAAAAUAAGAGUUGGCAAGUGUUCACAGACUUUAUCGAGCCUCACUUAUCCUGAGUUUACAUUACACCGGAUAUUCGCAAUGCUUUUAAGAAUCAAGUAUUUGUUGGACAUAUGCCAAGAAUUCAUAAGGCAGGCAUAUAUUCCAUUGAGAAGCUAUUUCUUUGAACCAAAAUCACAAUUGUUGACUAACAAUUUAUACGUCUUCCAGAAGUUAUUAAAGAAACUAGAUGGGCUGUCGUCUUCCAAAAUGGUAUUUUCGGCUGGUGUUAACGAGAGGCUCAGUGCUUAUUUUAGGCUAGGAUCUGUCUACCGGCCACAGGCUAGUCAGAUUGUAGAUUUAUAUAAGGAAGAUGUUCAAAACGCCAUGAGUAAUUUAACAGAGGCCUUUAGCAUAUUAGAUGGAUUUUGCAAAUCUUGGAAAUUUAUAUUUCUUAACAAUCAACAUAAAAUUAUAGAUGGGAUAGAUGACGAAAACGAAUUAUCAAAGAUGUUAGAGGAAAAGUUAACUGUUGAUAGAUUAGACUACCUUGAGCACGAAAAGAAAAAGGAGAAAACUCAAAGAGAGCAGAAGUCCGGUACUUCUAAUACACAGCAGGGCUUAAUAACGCGAAAGACGCCCCUAAAACUUUCUCGCAGUGGCUCUAACCAUAUACUGUUAUCGAACCAAUCUCCAAAUAUUAUGAACAGGGAUGCAUCUCAAAAGGCUGCAAAUUUAUUAGACCCUGAUUCUCUUUCAGCAUCGAGGACGGUCUCAAGUCGCAAACCUCCUAGUCCGACAAACGUCAAGUCAACGGUUUCGUCUCUGCCAGAUAAAAAGGUAGCUGCAUCUGAGAGCUUGAGGAAGAGGUCUCUAUCCUUACAGUUAGUUCCUACUCCUCCUGUCAACAGUCAAACAGACCAAAGGUCCAAUUCAUUACAAUCAGAUUCCAUAUUAAAUCAAAAAAUGUUGCAGAACUCGAUUAAGACUGCCAUGUCGAGGUACAAACAAAAGCCGCACUUGGCACAAAAUCCUUCCAUUAAGACCAAUAAAAUCGGUUUUUUGAGAAGAUCAAUGUCUCAAUCUCCCAUUCGGUCGCCUGUACAUUCUUUAAAACGCAAUGACUCAGAGAACGAAUCGCUCAGUAUUGCUGCAUUAUCAUUGGAUGAGGUAUCUAGAACUAAAUCACCAAAUGGCACCUCAAAUAGGACCCCUAGUCAUCUGAACCUUGAUAGAUUUUCACGUGAGGAUCGCUGCACCAAAAAAGAUAAAAACAAUUUUGCAUCAGAAGAAGCGGUUUAUUAUCCACUCCCACCAGUAAGCGACAGAACAAGAGAAGGGGAACCGUUUAAAAAGGUUAGAUUCACAGGAGUUCCCCCUCCAAAUCCUGCAGAAGAUCCUAAGCCAAAAAGGAGGGGGUGGUAUAAAAAGCCUGCUGUUUUACACUAUCCAACACCACCUACUCAUUCAAUGCAGAAAAAUAAAUUCAAACAGGAAGGCUUCGUAUUUCGUACCAGUCUUAGAGAACAAGAGCAUGAACAAACUGGUAGACGUCUUUCUUCAUUUAUGGAUCAUGCCAAGGAGCCUAACACAUCUAAUGGUCUUAAAUUUGCAUCGAAGAUAAGAGAUAAAUUAAUCAGGUAA